UUGUUAAGACUGCCUGGCCAAGUGGAUCUCCUGUACUGGCCAUCAUUUGGUGUGAUGUCGGAGUCUAACAGUACUGGCAUCUUGCCACCAGCUGCUCAGGUUCCCUUGGCAUUUUUAAUGUCUCUAUUUGCCUUUGCUAUAAUGGUAGGCAACGCUGUGGUCAUUUUAGCCUUUGUGGUGGACAGAAACCUUAGACAUCGAAGUAAUUAUUUUUUUCUUAAUUUGGCUAUUUCUGACUUCCUCGUGGGUUUGAUUUCCAUUCCUCUGUACAUCCCUCACGUGUUGUUUAACUGGAAUUUUGGAAGUGGAAUCUGCAUGUUUUGGCUCAUUACUGACUAUCUUUUGUGCACCGCAUCUGUCUACAGUAUUGUCCUCAUUAGCUACGAUCGAUACCAGUCAGUUUCAAAUGCUGUGUCUUAUAGGGCUCAACACACUGGCAUCAUGAAGAUUGUUGCUCAAAUGUUGGCUGUUUGGAUACUGGCUUUCUUGGUAAAUGGCCCCAUGAUUCUGGCUUCAGAUUCUUGGAAGAACAGCACGAACACAAAGAACUGUGAGCCUGGCUUUGUUACAGAGUGGUACAUCCUCACCAUUACAACUCUCUUGGAAUUCCUGCUUCCUGUCAUCUCCGUGGCUUAUUUCAAUGUACAGAUUUACUGGAGCCUGUGGAAGCGUAGGGCUCUCAGUAGGUGCCCUAGCCAUGCUGGAUUCUUCACUACCUCUUCCAGUGCCUCUGGACACUUACACAGAGCUGGGUUGGCUUGCAGGACAAGUAAUCCUGGAUUGAAGGUAUCAGCUGCAUCCCGUCAUUCAGAAAGUCCUCGAAGAAAGAGCAGCAUCCUGGUGUCCUUAAGGACUCACAUGAAUAGCAGUAUCACUGCCUUCAAAGUUGGUUCCUUCUGGCGAUCGGAAAGUGCAGCGCUUCGCCAAAGGGAGCACGCAGAGCUUCUCAGAGGCAGGAAGCUAGCCAGGUCACUGGCUAUCCUUCUGAGUGCUUUUGCCAUUUGCUGGGCUCCGUACUGUCUGUUCACAAUUGUCCUUUCAACUUACCCCAGAACGGAGCGCCCCAAAUCGGUGUGGUACAGCAUUGCCUUCUGGCUGCAAUGGUUCAAUUCGUUUGUUAAUCCCUUUCUGUACCCUUUGUGUCACAGGCGUUUCCAGAAGGCUUUCUGGAAGAUACUUUGUGUGACAAAGCAACCAGUGCCGUCACAGAACCAGUCAGUAUCAUCUUGAGGAGAAUUGCUUCACGAGUGCCAACUUUAGUUUCUGUCCUCUGAACGGAUCUGAGCUUCCAUGUUGCUCUAUCCACUCAAGCAAACAGUGCACAAAAUGUAAUGUCUGAAAACUUUAAUAAAAACCCUCCACAUGCAAGUCAGUGGAACACGAGUCCACAGUAGUUUAGGAAAUGUGACAGACUGAGAGCUGCAAAAAUACUAAUAUUUUCCUCAGGGCUCUCUGUCUCUUUCCUGACACAACAUUUAUUGUGCUAUACAGAUUUCUUUCUGCACUCAGUGUUUUCCCCAGUAGUGUUAG
Mus caroli (Ryukyu mouse) is the source of this 1530-nucleotide messenger RNA. It is a transcript of the gene Hrh4, whose product is annotated as histamine receptor H4. Gene Ontology annotation, molecular function: G protein-coupled serotonin receptor activity; G protein-coupled acetylcholine receptor activity; histamine receptor activity. Lineage: Eukaryota; Metazoa; Chordata; Mammalia; Rodentia; Muridae. Gene Ontology annotation, biological process: chemical synaptic transmission; inflammatory response; adenylate cyclase-inhibiting G protein-coupled acetylcholine receptor signaling pathway. Gene Ontology annotation, cellular component: dendrite; plasma membrane; synapse. The record is from RefSeq and is a predicted model, not a curated record.